UUCUGUAUACCACCUUGCGUAUGGAAGUAUGGCGUCCCAGCCGCAGAGCUACUACUCGGCCAAAGUUUACUGCUGAGCGUUUUCACGUGAGAGCGAUGAAUAACUACGCGAACCGAGGGGUCGCUAACGAAGUGCUCGGCGCCUCCAAACACGGGAAAGGGCUUGUUGCAGGAAGCGUCGUCGGUCUGUGGCUGACGGAGUUUCCUCGGUUGAAGUGCGGGUACCACAGGGGAAGAAACUCCGCAAGACGGCAAGAGUGGACGCGGAAGUUUGAAACUAAUUGAACGCUCUCGAUUGGGAAGAAUAAGUUGACAAAGCAUUAAGUUAUGCGGCCAGACGUCUUUUGGUGACUGAUUAAAAGUGCAGUGUUUACCACCACCACCGGCGUGUUAGCGGUCUGUCAGAACCAACUGUUGACUUGUCGAUGUGCCCAAGGCUAACGUUAGCCUCCAUGGCUACCUGCAGCCAACUAACCAGAAAAAGAAAUGUUUCUGUGACUAUUCUGGUGAAAUGCUGUUCCUUGACCACUGAGGUGCUCACGUUCUAUUAAUGUACAAUAAAGACAGACCUAUUGGAGUAAUAGGGAGAUACAGAAUUGGCCCACAUCUUCCGUACUCCAGCAGAGGAUAAACGGAGACAGGGAGACGGGCUCCUGUGUUCAGCCAAUCCCAUCAGCACCUGGUGGUCAACUGUUUGACGGUGAGCCACUGAGUCCAGCUUUGCCAGUCCAGGCUGCGGCCUGGCAUCCUGCCCUUAUGGGGCAGCAGCCGGGGAAGUUUAUAGGGGAACAGAGGAGACCCAGUCUACAAGCCUUCAUUAAGAGUGGAAAGAAGGAGUCUUCACGCCAUGGGACCCAGCACUGUAAUGUUUUUGCUGUGCACGAAGCUCUCCAAAGACCAGACCUCGAAGGCCAGGGUCUGACUGAAGCAGCCCGCUGGAACUCCAAGGAGAAUUUGUUGGCUGGACCAAGUGAAAAUGACCCCAAUUUAUUUGUUGCCCUCUAUGACUUUGUGGCCAGCGGUGACAACACCCUCAGCAUUACUAAAGGGGAGAAGCUACGUGUGCUGGGCUACAACCACAAUGGCGAGUGGUGUGAAGCACAGACUAAGAAUGGCCAGGGUUGGGUCCCAUCCAACUACAUCACACCUGUCAACAGUUUGGAGAAGCACAGUUGGUACCACGGGCCUGUGUCACGCAACGCAGCGGAGUAUCUGCUCAGCUCUGGCAUCAACGGGAGCUUCCUGGUGCGCGAAAGUGAAAGCAGCCCCGGACAGAUGUCGAUUUCUCUGCGGUACGAGGGGAGAGUUUACCAUUACAGGAUUAAUACUGCGUCUGAUGCCAAGCUGUACGUCUCGUCAGAAAGCCGAUUCAACACAUUGGCGGAGCUGGUGCACCACCAUUCCACAGUGGCCGACGGCCUCAUCACCACGCUACACUACCCAGCACCAAAACGCAACAAGCCCACCAUCUACGGGGUUUCACCCAACUACGAUAAGUGGGAGAUGGAGCGCACUGACAUUACCAUGAAGCAGAAGCUGGGAGGGGGCCAGUAUGGAGAGGUCUACGAGGGCGUGUGGAAGAAGUACAAUCUCACUGUGGCCGUCAAGACUCUUAAGGAGGACACGAUGGAAGUGGAGGAGUUUCUUAAGGAGGCUGCUGUUAUGAAAGAGAUCAAACAUCCCAACCUGGUACAACUACUGGGCGUGUGCACACGGGAGCCGCCGUUCUAUAUAAUCACAGAGUUCAUGACCCAUGGAAAUCUACUCGACUACCUGAGGGAGUGCAACAGAGGGGAGGUGAACGCUGUGGUGCUGCUCUACAUGGCCACACAGAUCUCCUCUGCUAUGGAGUACCUGGAGAAAAAAAACUUCAUACACAGGGACUUGGCCGCCCGUAACUGUUUAGUUGGGGAAAACCACCUGGUGAAGGUCGCUGACUUUGGUCUGAGCAGACUAAUGACUGGAGACACCUACACAGCUCACGCUGGGGCCAAGUUUCCAAUCAAAUGGACUGCUCCAGAGAGUCUGGCCUACAAUAAGUUUUCUAUUAAGUCUGAUGUUUGGGCAUUUGGUGUGCUAUUGUGGGAGAUUGCCACCUAUGGCAUGUCUCCUUACCCUGGCAUAGACCUGUCCCAGGUCUACGAACUGUUGGAGAAAGACUACCGCAUGGACCGACCAGAGGGCUGCCCUGAGAAAGUGUAUGAGCUCAUGAGGGCCUGUUGGAGGUGGAUCCCUUCAGAACGUCCAUCUUUUGCUGAAACACACCAGGCUUUUGAGACAAUGUUUCAGGAGUCCAGCAUCUCUGAUGAGGUUGAAAAGGAACUUGGGAAGAAAGAGAAGAAGGUUUUGUGUCCCGUCCAACAGGCUCCAGAGCUCCCCACUAAGACCAGAACACUGCGCAAAAACAUGGACAACCGGGAUGGAGAUAGUCCCGAGUCAGUGGAGCCAGAAGCAGCAGUGUCUUCACCCAUGCUCCCUAGGAAAGAGCGCCCCCUCCUGGACAGUACCCUGAAUGAAGAUGACCGUUUGCUUCCCAAAGACAAGGACAAGACCCGCGGCAGUGGCUUCCUCAGCCUCAUUAAGAAAAAGAAAAAGAAUGCACCUGCUCCACCCAAACGUAGCUCCUCCUUCAGGGAAAUGGACAUGCACAGUGACAGGAGGGGCAUGGCUUCAGAUCCUCGAGACAGUGAUGCCUUCAACAACGGUGCCAUUAAUGACAGCACACAUGGGCCCGAGUCCUCAAAGUUGCUAGGUACUAACAACGGACCAGGAAGCAUCACUAAUGGGGCCCCCACCUAUCCGGGACCUCUGUUCCCACGGAAGAAAGGAGGCCCAGUAGUGCCUGGUCUGGGGGGCAAGACAGCUACCACACCGCCUAGUGAGGAUGAAUCAAUGUCUAACACCAAGCGUUUUCUCUGGUCCUCCUCUGCCUCAAAUGUGCCCACCGGCUCUGACGGCACUGAGUGGAAGUCUGUUACACUGCCGCGAGACCUGAGCCAGCGGCACUUUGACUCAGGCACCUUUGGUGGUAAGCCAGCUCUGCCGCGCAAGCGAGCUAGCGAGAACAAAGGAGAAAAUGUCCCUCGGAUGGGAGCCCUGACCCCCCCACCCCGUCUGCCAAAGAAAGCAGAAGAAACCGAUGAGGCGUUGAAAGAUAAUGAGUCUAGUUCUCAGGCAGUAACACCUAAGCUGGUCACAAGACCAGGAGUGCAGGGUCUAGAGAACUCAAAGACCAGCGCUCUCUCCGCUGAGCUUCUCAAGCCCAAUGUCUUCCCAGCUCUUGGUGCCGCCGGGGAGGAGUGCAGGGCCCGUCGAAACAAGCUUACGGUGGACUCUGCUUCUGUCAAGGAAAGGGGAAAAUUCCAGAAAGCCAAGCCAGCACCACCACCACCUCCCCCUUCCAAUGCCAAACCAAACAAGAUCUCCCGUAGCCCCACACAAGAACUGCCCUCUCCAUCCGCCGCCUCAGAUAUUAAGGCUAAGGGCCUCCCCUCAGUCUCAGAGCCACAGCAUGCAUCGACUACCAGUGACCAAGCACGCACACCCCUUAGUGAGGGAACAAAGAAGUUGCCUCUGAGCUCCACCUCCAAACCUCAGCCGUUGAAGACCUCCUCUUCAUCUACAUCUGUGACCACCUCUGCCUCUUCCCAGAGCUUAGGCUUGCCUUCCUCGCUCACCUCCCCAGGCGAUCUGGCUUCACCCACUACCUUCAUCCCCCUAGUGAACACACGGCGCUCUCUCCGCAAGACUGUACCCCGCCAGCCGGCCGAACGCACACCCAACUCAGCCGUGACACGCGAAAUGGUGCUGGAGGGCGCCGAGCGUCUCCGCGCCGCAAUUUGCCGCAACUCUGAGCAGACGGGCAGCCACAGCGCUGUGCUGGAAGCCGGCAAGAACCUGUCCAAAUACUGCGUCAGCUACGUCGACUCCAUCCAGCAGAUGAGGAACAAGUUCGCGUUUCGCGAGGCCAUCAACAAGCUGGAGAACAGUCUGCGUGAGCUGCAGAUCUGCCCCACUGCCACAGGGGGCGCUAAUACACCACAGGACUUCAGCAAGCUGCUCUCAUCUGUCAAAGAAAUCAGCGACAUUGUUCAGAGGUAGCGUUGUAGAACGUGUAAUUACGAGACUUGACGUAACCGUCUUACUGGCCUUUUCUGAGUUCAUGACUGAGAGCGACGGGUGCAGCUCGCUGCAGAGGUGUGUGGGAUUCCCAUGACACCGCGCUUUGAAUUAUUUAGCCUGUGGUUAUUGUGGGUGGAGUCAAAAUAACUUUUGUUUCAGAAAGUUUGUAAUAUGGAAACUAUGAAUGAACAGUAUUUGUUGGCCUUAAUGAGAGCCUUGUAUUGGGGCCAAUUCCUUGUCAACUUUUCACCAUUUGUGUUGAAAAUGAUCGUCUCUUAUGUAUUCUUCUCUCCUCUUAUUAGCACACAAGAAUCCUGUGAUAUUUCUCUUUUUAAUGCUGGCGACAAUGUGCUUCAUCUUCUUCUGUAAUACAAACUGAUCUCUUAAUUUUCACCUCUAAGUUUGAUUUAUUUACUCAGUAUUUAUAACCUGAUUCCCAUCUUUAUACCAUUUCAUCAUUGAUCACUUUGUGAAAACAGUGAUUGCAGUUUUUGCAGCCAUGUGCCUUUAACACACCACAAUGAAUUUAUGUGUUCCCAUGUACAUGUUGAGAACAAAUGGUGCCUUAAACACUGCUGGCAAAAUUGUCCGACUUGCCAUUUAAAGAAAACCAUGUGGAACUUUGAUUUUAGCUGGUUUUGUCAAGUGCCUGAGAAUAGUUGGAGAUAAAUAUUUGACCUCAUACCAAAAACCUUUGUCUCCUGUAUGAAAUGGAAAUUAUCUUUAACUCUGUACUGUUUUUUUUUUUUCUUCUUCUUGAAGCUGCAGUGUGUAGGAUUUAUUGGCAUAAAUUAAUAUAGCAUUCGUAUCUGUUAGUGUAUAAAUUACCUGCAUCAAACUCGUGUUUUCCUAAAUUUAGACUGAGCCCUGCAUGAACACAGGAGCAGGCCCCCUCAUGGAGGCCACCAUCUCGAUACAGUAGCCCAAAAGGGACAUAUUUACUCACAUUUUGCAGCAUCACUAGAAGACUGAAGAAAAAAAGUUUGCUCCUGUUUGAGAACCCUUGUUUUCAUGAAAUUAUGGAUCAUAAGUCCCCAACACCAGAGAAGCAACAAAUGUGAAAGGAAGCAAAAUCACAAUGGCAUAAUGCAAUCUGCAACCUCACCACUAGAUGUCACUCAGUCCUACACACUACACCUUUAAAUUUUACUUUCUUCUAGAAGCCAUCAAAAGCCAUCAGUGGCUGCUUGGCCACCAAGCAGUAUGGUAGAUGCUUUGUUCGUUUUUGUGACCCCUGGUAAAGCACAGUGGGUUUUUUCACCUCAUUUUCAGAGGACUCAUGUCAAAGUUUAAACGCUGUUUCAGAUGCCUUUCUACUCCAGGAAAGAGAUCCUGUGGGAAACACUGGACUGAAAUGUCUGAAUUUCUGUCACUUGCUGUCUUUAAAUAAUGUGUAGUUGCCAGUUCCACUGUAUCAUGUUGCUUCGUGCCUAUUCUGUAGCUCAUGGACACUUUCCAGUAAUAGUGCUGUAGUCGUUUCACCCGGAGUGCCAUCUGACUGCGACGUUCGAGGACACACGUGAACUGCAAGCUGCCUCGAAUUCAUUACGGUACUGUCAGUGUCAGCUGAAACUUUAUUUUUUAAAAAUUGUGCCUUUAUCAAUCAUACCACUAUUGUGUCUCAGCCUCCUCAGUUUGUAGACAGAAUUGCCUUUGUAAAUAUGUUCCUUCCUCUGUGCAAUUUUUGUUGCAAUAAAAUACAAAAGCAGUUGUCCUACUUGAAGUACAAAA
This is a messenger RNA of Thalassophryne amazonica, 5852 nucleotides long. RefSeq names its product c-abl oncogene 1, non-receptor tyrosine kinase (gene abl1). NCBI's taxonomy places the organism in Eukaryota, Metazoa, Chordata, Actinopteri, Batrachoidiformes, Batrachoididae. The record is from RefSeq and is a predicted model, not a curated record. The transcript has 12 exons. The coding region runs from base 756 to 4100 and encodes 1114 amino acids. Gene Ontology annotation, biological process: protein phosphorylation; regulation of apoptotic process. Gene Ontology annotation, molecular function: ATP binding; non-membrane spanning protein tyrosine kinase activity; protein binding.